UGCGCAAGAAUCAUCGUUGUGAAAAUCGUUGGAACUGCUGGCUGCAUCCAUGUAGUAACUACAAGAUUAAGAGGCAGCACAAUCAACAACAUAAGUUCACGCUUCUUUUUUCCUCUCUUUCUCUUCACAAGUCCCAUCACUCAACUUUAUUAUUAAAGACCUCCAGAAACCGACCCCCAUGGAGGAAAACGGUCUCGAGACAGAGUGGGUGAGAGUGUGUGAAUAAAAGUGAGCUAUGCUGAGGUGUCUCGGGGUAUCUCUCUGUCAUUGAGCAUUGAAAUGACCAUGGCCAUUCAAGAGACACUCUUGUACUCAGCCUUUACCGGCCUAAGUCUGGCCGCCUUCCAGUUCCUCCACCAUGUCCAACCCACGCCUUACAUGGAUGAAAUGUUCCACAUUCCGCAGGCCCAGCGCUAUUGUGCGGGUCGAUUCCAGGAAUGGGAUCCCAAAAUCACCACCCCACCCGGAUUGUAUCUGAUCUCGGUGGGCGUGCUCCACCCGCUAUCCCAAUGGCUGGGCCAGGUUUUGUGCCAGACCUACCAUUUGAGGCUCAUCAAUGUGGGAUUGGCCUCGUUGACCCUGAUCAUUCUGUACCGAAUCUCGGAACAGAUCCAUGGUGGAAAACACUACUAUGACGCCCAGCAAGCCUUGCUAUCCUCGUUGAACAUGUGCUUGUGCCCGUUGUUCUACUUCUUCAGCUUCUUCUACUACACGGACGUGGGCUCCACGUUCUUCGUGGUAUUUAUGUAUUCCCUGCAUUUAGAUGGCCGCGAUUGGUGCGCCAGUUUCAUCGGACUGUUGGCCGUCAGUUUUCGUCAAACGAAUAUCAUUUGGGUGGCUUUUGUGGCUUGGCAGCGGCUCGGGCCCUUACUGGUCCACAAUAUCCACAUGCACAUGUUAGAAGGCCCUCACCCCGUCAAGAUCAAUUUGGACACCCGCGGUCAGGUGGUGGAGCUCUUGGAAGGAGUUUACUUUCUUCUAUUCGAUCCCCGCCGUACUUGGCGGCUGAUCCGACUGGCCCUGCCCCAAGUGGGUGGCUACCUAUUGGUCGGGAUGGCCUUUGUUUCGUUUCUUAUCCUCAAUGAAGGGAUCGUGGUGGGUGACCGGGAGGCCCACGUGGCUUGCUUCCACCCGACCCAAGUCCUGUACUUCUGCGCCUUCUGCCUGGGAUUGGCCUGGCCAUUCCUCCUGCCCCUCCUCCCCGCCUUUCUGACCUUUGGGAGGCGCCAUUAUCGCUUGAUCAUUUUUCAAGCCAUUCUGUGCUAUUGCAUCGUUGACGUCUAUUCGUUGGCCCACCCCUAUCUUUUGGCCGACAAUCGUCAUUACACGUUCUACAUCUGGCGAAGACUCUUAGAUCGGAGUUUCUGGAGCAAGUACCUCCCGAUUCCGAUCUACAUGUUUGGAGCCUUUGGCGUACUCCACAAUCUCAAGCGGACCAAUAUUGCAUUUAAGGUGUCUUAUCCCGUGUUCGUGAUGGUCAGUUUAACGCCUCAACUCUUGCUGGAGUUUCGUUACUUUAUUGUUCCCUAUAUGUUCUUCCGAAUCCAAGUGCCACCCACAUCAUGGCUGAAAUUGGGGGCCGAGUUGGCCUUUUUCUUGUGCAUCAACGCUGUGACCUUUUAUUUGUACGUUCAAAAACCGUUUGAAUGGGAGCACGACUCGGGAAAGGUGCAAAGGUUCAUGUGGUGAGCUGCCAAUACAUAACGAUUAAAAUGCAUGUCCCCUCA
Messenger RNA from Tigriopus californicus, 1727 nucleotides. RefSeq names its product putative Dol-P-Glc:Glc(2)Man(9)GlcNAc(2)-PP-Dol alpha-1,2-glucosyltransferase (gene Alg10). The coding region runs from base 280 to 1689 and encodes 469 amino acids. The record is from RefSeq and is a predicted model, not a curated record. NCBI's taxonomy places the organism in Eukaryota, Metazoa, Arthropoda, Copepoda, Harpacticoida, Harpacticidae. The transcript is spliced from 3 exons. Gene Ontology annotation, molecular function: dolichyl pyrophosphate Glc2Man9GlcNAc2 alpha-1,2-glucosyltransferase activity. Gene Ontology annotation, cellular component: endoplasmic reticulum. Gene Ontology annotation, biological process: protein N-linked glycosylation; dolichol-linked oligosaccharide biosynthetic process.